Molecule: messenger RNA, 307 nt
Organism: Racocetra persica
Lineage: Eukaryota; Fungi; Glomeromycota; Glomeromycetes; Diversisporales; Gigasporaceae
Source: the annotation of a GenBank genome assembly
GGCAAAACAAAGCAAUAAAAAGGAAACAAAAAUACAUGAAAAAGAGAUUAAAACAUUUGUAAAUCAACAAAACACCUUGGUGUACACUUAUUAUUUAGGAAUGAUUUUUACUGGAGCAACUUCAGCGCAAAAAAGGCUACUCCGUGAACUGGUUACGCCUCACUAUUACAUUACCGCUCUUAGGGUUUAUGAUAUCUUUGUCGUUGUCGGCAUGGCUCAAAUUUAUCGAACGGCCAUAGUCAUCUAUUAUGAUAUUCAAGACUUAAGAGUUGCAGAAGUAAGGCAAAUUAUUGAUAAUAGCUCAUAG